Messenger RNA from Myotis brandtii (Brandt's bat), 413 nucleotides. RefSeq names its product ribosomal protein L31 (gene RPL31). The annotation marks the transcript as partial. The record is from RefSeq and is a predicted model, not a curated record. The transcript is spliced from 3 exons. Gene Ontology annotation, biological process: cytoplasmic translation. Gene Ontology annotation, cellular component: cytosolic large ribosomal subunit; ribosome. Lineage: Eukaryota; Metazoa; Chordata; Mammalia; Chiroptera; Vespertilionidae. Gene Ontology annotation, molecular function: structural constituent of ribosome.
UUCAUUUUUUACUUAUGUUUGAAUCUAAGGGGUUUCAAGAAGCGUGCCCCUCGGGCACUCAAGGAGAUCCGGAAAUUUGCCAUGAAGGAGAUGGGGACUCCAGACGUGCGCAUUGACACCAGGCUCAACAAAGCUGUCUGGGCCAAAGGAAUAAGGAAUGUCCCAUAUCGUAUCCGGGUACGUUUGUCCAGAAAACGUAAUGAGGAUGAAGAUUCACCAAACAAGCUGUACACAUUGGUCACCUACGUGCCUGUCACCACUUUCAAAAGUCUGCAAACCGUGAACGUGGACGAGAACUAAUGCCGCUGGGAAGGGCGCGGGGUGAAAGGUGACGCCUCCUCUCCUGCAGGUCUGCAGACCGUGAACGUGGACGAGAACUAAUGCUGACGGUCGAAUAAAGUUAUACAACUGCC